GAAAUACCUCGCGCCUCAUUCGCUUUCAACCACGGCGCGUUUGGUCCCAGGAGUCAUCAUCGAGCAGGCCCUUCCAGUCACUAUCUCAUAGCAGAGAGAGAAGAUUGAAACGGCUCCUCAUCUAUCCUUAUAUCGACUGGUUUCGCUGUUGGCCAGCCUUUAUUUUUCCAUUUUCUUGAGUCCAAUUGAGGUUUGGUUGCCAUUCAUUCGUUUGCCGAGUUCUCGAGAAAAAAAAAAAAAAAAUAGAAAAAAAAGUCAAACCUGCCUUUUUCAGUCCCCAAAGACUACCAGGGUUGCACUACAACUUGCCUCGCAAACAAAGUCGCCUUCACCUGCGGUUAAAAAUUCAGCAAUGGCACCAGGCCUCAAGGCCCCGCGGAGGCCCAAGCCUGCCGCGCGGCCAAAUCCUAUCAAGGCAAUUCAGGACCAAGCAUGGCAGCAGCAACGCAGAGCAAGCCAGAGCCCAGCACCUUCCAUGUCCCCAGCACCACAGGCCCGCCCUCAGCAACCGGGCGGCAGGAAAAGCCAGUGCCCCAACAAGAACUGUCCAAACCCAAACAUAGUUGACGGUACUUGUCGGACCUGUGGUCGAGUUGCCGACGACAGCAAUAUUGUGGCAGAAAUCCAGUUCGGCGAAACUGCUGGUGGUGCUGCCGUGGUACAGGGUAGCUAUGUCGGUCCUGAUGGUGGCGUCCGCCUGUCAGGAGGCCAGGGCGGUCGCCGGAUUGCUGGAACCAACACAUCCUCGGAGGCCAGAGAAAAAGCCCUUCGUGAGGCCAGGAGUCUCAUACAGGGAUUUGCAAAUUCACUUAACCUUCCCGAGCGCACUGUUAACGGCGCCAGUCAACUCUUCAAACUUGCCAGCUCUCGAAAUUUCACCCAAGGUCGCUCUUCUGUUUACGUUGCCGCCAUGUGCCUCUAUGCAGCUUGCAGAAAGGAGACUAGCUGCAAGAUUAUGCUCAUGGACCUUGCUGACCUGGUGCAGCACGAUGUCUUCCACCUUGGCCGCAUGUACAAGGCUUUUAUCAGCGACAUUGGCGCCGGUGGCAACUACAACCCCAUUUUUGUCGAGGAUUUGAUCUACCGAUUUGCCGCCCGCUUGGAAUUUGGAGACAAGACCAACAAGGUUGCCAGCACUGCAGUACGCUUAGUGCAGCGCAUGGACCGGGAUUGGAUGGUUCUGGGCCGCCGACCAUCGGGUAUCUGUGGUGCCUGUCUGAUUAUGGCGGCGAGAAUGAACAACUUUCGCCGCACAGUACGGGAGGUUGUCUUCAUCGCCAAGGUUACCAUGCAUACCCUCCAACAACGGCUAAACGAAUUCGCCGAGGUCCCUUCAGCCAAACUCACUGUUGAUGACUUCUUGAUGCGGGACUUUUUGUACGAGCAGAUGGACCCUCCAGCCUAUUACAAAAAGACAGCUGAAUAUCAAGCAAAACUCAAGGAGCGCCGGAAAAAGCGCAAACGCGAUGAGGGUGACGAUGGGGAAGAGGAAAGAAGGGUUGACGCUGAUGGUUUUGCCAUCCCAGCGGUUCCAAACAGGACAGAUGCUGCAUCUACGCAAAAUCAAGAACCUAGUGAUAUAGAGGAGGGGAUCUCAGAGGUUAAUUCACACCUGGACGACCUUGCACGGCAGUUUGGUUCUCAGGGUGCCGUCCCCAGUUCUUCUGAGGCUGCCGCGUCGCCUGCUCCGGCUGUAUCAGGGGGAGCCUCGCAGCAUAGCAGACCCAAGAAACAACCUCAAGGUAGCAGCGUCCGCAAGCUGCCCAAAGUUGAGAAGCCGGCUUACGUCACUGAGGAAUGGGAUGAGGACGAAGAGCUUCUGGAAAUGGAGAUCACAGAAAACAUGAUGAACCCGUCUACGACCGAGGGCGCUAUGCGACUCGCCAACGCGGCUGAGCUUGCUGCGCUGAAAUUCUUCGCCGAUCCCGAAAAACAGUCCCAUCUAGACAAGCCAGAGGUCGAAGAGGAUGAAUUUGCUGACGACCCAGAGGUUAUGUACUGUCUCCUCGGUAAGGAAGAGGUGGAGUUGAAGACACAACUCUGGGUCAAUCAGAACAAGGACUGGAUGCGUAAGCAGCAGGAAAAGGAGUUCAAAGCACGUCUGGCUGCAACGAAUCCACCAAAGCCUGGCCGUGGCAAUCGGGCCAAGAAACCACGCAUUGGCGAGGGUCAGACGUCGCCGGCAGACUCGGCAACGGAUGCCACGCUAGAAAUGAUUGACCGUCGCCAAUUCUCCAAGCGUAUCGACUAUGAUGCUGUCCGAAGCAUGCUUAGCACCGGUGGGCCGGGCUCGGCGGGCGGCAGUCUCGCCACCAGUAGGCAAACAAGUCGGGCUGGCAGUGUUGCUGGGGGUGGGACUGAGGAAGAAGACGAAGAGGAGGAGGAAGAAGAAGAGGAAGAAACACAUGUUGAAGAAGAUGCUGAGGAAGAGGAUGAGCAACGCAGUGAUGACGAAUAGCCUGGCAAAAUCAUGUGCUCAUUGAUAAAAUGUGUUUUUUUUUCGCCCGACGAUGAAGAUGGCUACUUUUAUUUUUGCACAUUGUGCAUUCUCAUGAUUGCCAAACACGCGUAGCGUCGGUGAAGCAACGGACCGGACCAGGCUGUCUGGCUAGCGGCAUCUGAAUGAUGUAUAUAUUUAUAUAGAGACACCAUGAUAGACUUGAUUACGCCAUCUUGGCCAUUUUAAUUCAUCAUCAAAGAUCAGUUCACGAACCGA
This is a messenger RNA of Pyricularia oryzae 70-15, 2716 nucleotides long. RefSeq names its product transcription initiation factor IIB. Bases 353 to 2458 code for a protein of 701 amino acids. Gene Ontology annotation, biological process: DNA-templated transcription initiation; transcription preinitiation complex assembly; transcription by RNA polymerase III. Lineage: Eukaryota; Fungi; Ascomycota; Sordariomycetes; Magnaporthales; Pyriculariaceae. Gene Ontology annotation, molecular function: TBP-class protein binding; RNA polymerase III general transcription initiation factor activity; RNA polymerase III type 3 promoter sequence-specific DNA binding. The record is from RefSeq and is a predicted model, not a curated record. The transcript has a single exon. Gene Ontology annotation, cellular component: nucleus; transcription factor TFIIIB complex; transcription preinitiation complex.